Messenger RNA from Poeciliopsis prolifica (blackstripe livebearer), 6737 nucleotides. It is a transcript of the gene smarca2, whose product is annotated as SWI/SNF related, matrix associated, actin dependent regulator of chromatin, subfamily a, member 2. The transcript is spliced from 34 exons. Bases 161 to 4981 code for a protein of 1606 amino acids. The record is from RefSeq and is a predicted model, not a curated record. Gene Ontology annotation, molecular function: ATP-dependent chromatin remodeler activity; ATP binding; histone binding. Gene Ontology annotation, cellular component: nucleus. Gene Ontology annotation, biological process: positive regulation of transcription by RNA polymerase II. NCBI's taxonomy places the organism in Eukaryota, Metazoa, Chordata, Actinopteri, Cyprinodontiformes, Poeciliidae.
GAGACGAGAGCAAAGUGAAUAUGACAGCAAAACAACACCGAAGGGGGAGUGAACUUCUAGACACCCGUCAUAUUUCUGAAGAAACGUUACAGUAAUCCCUUCUAACAGUGUACGGUUUCACAGCAACUGAAAGCUGACUGGUGUCCUCUAAGACCGGUAGAUGUCCACGCCGUCAGACACGUCAGGUGGCAUGUCCCAUCCUGGCCCAUCACCAGGGGCAGGCCUGUCCCCAGGGCCCAUCUUGGGCCCCAGCCCCGGACCUGACCCCUCACCAGGUUCUGUUCACAGCAUGAUGGGCCCCAGUCCUGGACCAGGGACACCCAAUGCACCGCACGGCAUGCAGGCCCAGGGACAAAGCGAUUACUCUCAGGACAACAUGUAUCCUAUGCAUAAGCCCAUGGAGGCGGCCAUGAACGAUAAGACGAUGGCCGAGGCGAUGCACUUCGGACACAUGAAAGGUGUCGGCAUGCGAUCCCUGCACAGCGGCAUGGGGCCUCCUCAGAGCCCGAUGGACCAGCACAGCCAAGGAUACAUGUCUCCACAUCCAUCCCCCAUGGGAAUCCAUGAGCAUGCCUCCAGCCCCAUGUCCGGAGGUGGAGGCGGGCCGACCCCGCCCCACAUGCCUCCAUCCCAGCCCGGCCCCAUGAUGUCCAUGGACCCUCAGGGAGGCAUGGCCAGCAUGUCGGGGAUGGGCCAGCCGGGGCGCGGCCCCUCCUCCUUCAGCCCCGUCCAGCUGCAGCAGCUCAGGGCGCAGAUCCUGGCCUAUAAGAUCCUGGCCCGCGGGCAGCCGCUGCCCGAGAACCUCCAGCUGGCUGUUCAGGGCAAAAGGAGCCUACCCACGAUGCAACAGCAGCAGCAGGCGCCGCUGCCGCCGCAGCAGCAGCAGCCGCAACCGCAACAACCACAACAACCACAGCAGCAGCAGCAGCCGCAGCAGCAGCAGCAGCAGCAAGCAUCUGGUGCUAGUCCAUACAGGCCUUCAGGUAUGUCGAUGGCUCCCAUGAGCGGCCCCCAAUCAAGCCCCUGCCCAACACCAGCACUGCAAGGACACAAUCAAAGCACCGGACCCAAGCCUUGGACUGACGGUCAAGCCAGUGACAAUCAAGCACAGAAGCACCUAACCCCGGUCCCCAGUGGCCGCCCGUCUCCCGCUCCGCCCCAGGCGCCUGUGGGGGCCCCGGGCCCAGUACCGGGGGGUUCAGGGGCCGGUCACCCUUCAGGGCAGCAGGUGUCCCCCAUGCUGCAAAUGCAGCAGAAACAGAACCGGAUCACCCCGGUCCAGAAGCCCCAGGGGUUGGACCCGGUGGGAAUCCUGCAGGAGCGAGAGUUCAGGCUGCAGGCCCGGAUCGCUCAUCGGAUCCAGGAGCUGGAGAGUCUGCCCGGCUCUUUGCCUCCAGACCUCCGAACUAAAGCGACGGUGGAGCUCAAGGCGCUGCGGCUGCUCAACUUCCAGCGGCAGCUGAGGCAGGAUGUGGUGGCGUGUAUGAGGCGCGACACGACCCUGGAGACGGCCCUCAACUCGAAGGCCUACAGGCGCAGCAAGCGGCAGACGCUCAGGGAGGCGCGCAUGACGGAGAAGCUGGAGAAGCAGCAGAAACUGGAGCAGGAGAAGAAGCGUCGACAGAAGCAUCAGGAAUAUCUCAACAGUAUUCUUCAACAUGCCAAGGACUUUAAGGAAUACCACCGCUCGGUGUCCGGGAAAAUCCAGAAACUCACCCGAGCCGUCGCCACCUGGCACACAAACACUGAGCGCGAGCAGAAAAAGGAGACGGAGCGGCUGGAGAAGGAGAGGAUGAAGAAGCUGCUGGAAGAGGAUGAGGAAGGCUAUCGAAAACUCAUUGACCAGAAGAAGGACAAGCGUCUGGCCUACCUGCUGCAGCAGACGGAUGAAUACGUGGCCAACCUCACGACUCUGGUGUACGAACACAAAGCCGCUCAGGCUGCCAAGGAAAAAAAGAGAAGGAAGACGAAAAAGAAGAAGGUGGAAGGAGACGGUGAAGGUACCAGCGCCAUUGGACCGGAUGGCGAGCCCAUGGAUGAGAGCAGCCAGAUGAGCGAGCUGCCAGUUAAAGUGAUCCAGACGGAGACCGGGAAGGUUCUGCAGGGGACCGAUGCCCCCAAGUCCAGCCAGCUGGAGGCUUGGCUGGAGAUGAACCCUGGGUAUGAAGUCGCUCCACGUUCAGACAGCGAGGAAAGCGGCUCAGAGUUCGAGGAAGAGGACGAAGAGGAAAUGGGCAAGGCGGAAACGGAGGAGAAAAAGAAAAUUGAUCCCAACAAAGAGGCUGAGAACGACGCCAAGAACGUCAUCGAGUCGGCCAAACAAGACGUGGACGAUGAGUACAGCGUCCCCACUGGGCAGACCAGCUCCCAGUCGUACUACGGCGUGGCGCACGCCGUCAUCGAGAAGGUGGAGAAGCAGUCGUCUCUGCUGAUCAACGGCAUGCUCAAACAGUACCAGAUCCAGGGUCUGGAGUGGAUGGUGUCCCUCUACAACAACGACCUGAACGGCAUCCUGGCUGAUGAAAUGGGCCUGGGGAAGACCAUCCAGACCAUCGCCCUCAUCACCUACCUGAUGGAGCACAAGAGGCUCAACGGCCCCUAUCUCAUCAUCGUUCCUCUCUCGACUUUGUCCAACUGGGUUUAUGAACUUGACAAAUGGGCUCCUUCUGUGGUCAAAAUUGCUUACAAGGGAACUCCUGGUCUGCGUCGGGGUCUCGUCCCUCAGCUCCGCAGCGGCAAGUUUAACGUCCUCAUAACGACGUACGAGUACAUAAUCAAGGACAAACACAUCCUGGCGAAGAUCCGCUGGAAGUACAUGAUCGUGGACGAGGGCCACCGCAUGAAGAACCACCACUGUAAGCUGACGCAGGUGCUGAACACCCACUACGUGGCUCCGCGCCGCCUGCUGCUCACCGGGACGCCGCUGCAGAACAAGCUGCCGGAGCUCUGGGCCUUGCUCAACUUCCUGCUGCCCACCAUCUUUAAAAGCUGCAGCACCUUUGAGCAGUGGUUCAACGCGCCGUUCGCCAUGACUGGAGAGAGGGUCGACCUUAACGAGGAAGAGACCAUCCUGAUCAUCCGCCGUCUGCAUAAGGUGCUGCGCCCGUUUCUGCUCCGCAGGCUGAAGAAGGAGGUGGAGUCUCAGCUGCCCGAGAAAGUGGAAUACGUCAUAAAAUGCGACAUGUCUGCGAUCCAGAGGGUGCUCUACCGCCACAUGCAGAAAGGCAUCCUGCUGACCGACGGCUCGGAGAAAGACAAGAAGGGCAAAGGCGGAGCUAAGACUCUGAUGAACACCAUCAUGCAGCUGAAGAAGAUCUGCAACCAUCCAUACAUGUUCCAGCACAUAGAGGAGUCUUUUGCUGAGCACUUGGGUUACCCGAAUGGCAUCAUCAAUGGGCAUGAUCUGUACAGAGCUUCUGGGAAGUUUGAGCUCCUUGAUCGGAUCCUGCCAAAGCUGCAUGCCACUGGACACAGAGUCCUGCUGUUCUGCCAGAUGACGUCUCUGAUGACAAUCAUGGAGGAUUACUUCAGCUAUCGCAACUUCCAGUAUCUGCGCCUGGAUGGAACCACCAAAUCCGAGGACCGAGCUGCACUCCUAAAGAAAUUUAACGAGGAAGGGUCUCAGUACUUCAUCUUCCUCCUCAGUACCAGAGCCGGUGGGCUGGGGCUCAACCUGCAGGCCGCCGACACGGUCGUCAUCUUUGACAGCGACUGGAACCCGCACCAGGACCUGCAGGCCCAGGAUCGGGCUCACCGCAUCGGGCAGCAGAACGAGGUCCGCGUUCUGCGCCUCUGCACCGUCAACAGCGUGGAAGAGAAGAUCCUGGCUGCUGCCAAAUACAAACUGAACGUGGAUCAGAAAGUCAUCCAGGCCGGCAUGUUCGACCAGAAAUCCUCCAGCCACGAGCGUCGCGCCUUCCUGCAGGCCAUUUUAGAGCACGAGGAGCAGAACGAGGAUGAAGACGAGGUCCCUGAUGAUGAAACGCUCAACCAGAUGAUAGCGCGUAAUGAAGACGAAUUCGAUCUGUUCAUGCGCAUGGACAUGGACCGUCGGCGCGAGGACGCCCGGAACCCGAAGCGUAAGCCUCGUCUGAUGGAAGAAGACGAGCUGCCGUCGUGGAUCAUCAAGGACGACGCCGAGGUGGAGAGGCUCACCUACGAGGAAGAGGAGGAGAAGAUGUUUGGCCGAGGGUCGCGCUGCCGGCGAGACGUGGACUACAGCGACACGCUGACCGAGAAACAGUGGCUGAGAGCCAUUGAGGACGGGAACCUGGAGGAGAUGGAGGAGGAAAUCCGCUCGAAGAAGCGUAAACGCAAACGGCGUCAGGACAAAGACUCGUCCAGCAGAGACGACGGCGGCAUGAAGGCCAAGAAGAGGCGAGGGCGACCGCCGGCCGAGAAGCUGUCGCCCAACCCGCCCAAACUCACCAAGCAGAUGAACACCAUCAUCGACACAGUCAUCAACUACAGAGACGGGUCAGGCAGGCAGCUCAGUGAGGUGUUUGUGCAGCUGCCGUCCAGGAAGGAGCUGCCAGAAUAUUACGAGCUGAUAAGAAAACCCGUCGACUUCAAGAAGAUCAAGGAGCGUGUGAGAAACCAUAAAUACCGGAGUUUGAGCGACCUUGAGAAGGACGUGAUGCUUCUGUGUCAGAACGCACAAACCUUCAACCUGGAGGGAUCCCAGAUAUACGAGGACUCCAUUGUUCUCCAGUCUGUUUUCAAGAGUGCCAGACAGAAGAUUGCCAAGGACGAAGACAGCGAGGAUGACAGUGAUGAGGAUGAUGAUGAUGACUAUGACUCAGAGGCCGAAGCCAAGUCUGUGCGGGUGAAGAUCAAGCUGGGUCGGGAAGGACGUGGCCACGACAAAGGCAAGAAGAGGCAAAGCCGCGGAAAGGCCAAGCCGGUGGUGAGCGACGACGACAGCGACGACGACCAGGACGAUAACGAUCAGUCGGAUAAAAGCAAAAGCGACGACGACUGAGGAGGACCAGCUGCAGCAGCACCAGCUGCAGUAGCAGAAGCAUCUGCAGCAGCAGCAGCUGCAGCAGCUGCAGCAGCAUCUGCAGCAGCGUGAGGAUGUUGAGCUUUAAAAAAAGAGCAAUAUCUUCAUUUUCUACAGAGCUUCAUGCUGUUUUCUCUGUUUUUGUUUGUAGUGCGUUUUAUCUUCUCUGUCAUCACCUUUAAAAUCUAUUACUAAUCAAUCAGUAACUUACAGCAAUGCCAAUCAGCUUAUCAUCUUGUUUUUUGGAGUUUUCUAGUAUAUUUUUAUGUCUGGCACAGAAGAAAUUCUCUAUGAAAAACAAAGACGCACAUUUGGUCGUUUUAUGAAUUCAUCUUAAAGUUUGUGAAUAUUCCCCACAUUAAUAUAAGAAAUAAAAAUUGAUAUAUUAGUGAGUUUGUUUUCACACUCAUGGGGAGGAGAAACAGUUUCAGGUUUUCUUUAUUUUCAUGUUUUGGUGCUUGAAAUGGUAAAAAUGAAAAAAAUCCUGUUUUUUCCCAAAUGCAGCCACUUUAACCAAUCCAACUUUAACUGGGCUUUAAAAACGUUUAGUGUUACGCAAUUUUCUUUGUUUCAUGUUUUAAUUGUCUUGGAAAGUCAACAAUAUUGAUAAUUACAGUUAAAAUAUAUUUCAGCUGCCAUUCUGUCUAAAAACAUCUAAUUUGACCACAAAAUUUAUUAUAAUUCUUAAUUAUAUUCCAUUAUAAUGAAUAAUUGCUUGGUUAUUAUAUUCUAAACAGGAAUUCAAUCAGCUUCAAAGUAUAUUUUAGUUACUUUUACUGUUACUUUAUUUAGAAAAUAAAAACUGCUACAAUGAGCUGAAAAAAAGUAUUUACCUCCUUUACAGAUUUUAUUUUGUUUUUUUUUUGUCAAAUUAAAUAUUUCAGAUCAAAAUAAUUUUAAUAGAGUAAAUAAAAUAAAAAACAAUGCAAAGAUUGUUGUUUUAACAAACAGUUUUUCUAUUUACUCUAUUUUUAUCUUUUACAUGAGAAGUAUUUUACUUCUCAUGUAAAGUACAUUAGAAGUAAUGUAAUUACGUCUAAUGUGUUUUUUUGUUUUUUUUCCUGUGUAAAAAAAACAAAAAAAAUAUCCAGCAGGCUAUUUUUUUUUUUUGUCGUUUCAAAAUGCCAAGCUACAGUACAAAACGCUUCUGAUUUUUAAAGAAUAAUAAUAGAAACGUACACUUUAUUGUAAAUUACUUUAACAGCUGGUAUACAGAUGGAAACGAGUAUUUUAUUAAAUAACUGCUCCUUUCCUGAAAAGCUAUUAAAAUCUGAUCUUUAAAAUUUCUAAAAUAAUAUAAAUCUUUUAUUUUAACGUGAAAGUGGAUAAAAUAAAAGAUUUUAAAAAAAUAAACUUUUCUCUUUAGACGUAAACAAACAGGCACAACCAUAAAACCAUUUUUAAAGUUGAUGAAAUAUCUCGAGUUGAAACAUGAAAUUCAGACGGUUAGAAAUGCAGUCCGCUUUUUUUUAGUUUUUAUUUUAUGAAUGACAAACAUCUUUACAUGUUAUUUUAUAAGCUUCUAUGUUCAUUAUAUUCUGGUAGUUUUAAAAAUGUUAAACACUUUUUCCAGUUCCUUUCUUGUUUAUUAUAAGAAAUGUCUGUUGUUUAAAUCACUGCAUUGUAACGGACAGCAGCUUCGUAAGGAAACGUUUCGCCUCAAAGCGAGUUGCAUGAAAACUAAACGGCGUCUCUCUGGUUUCUGAAGGGAAUAAAAGCCCCUUUCAAAGCAGAA